Messenger RNA from Exaiptasia diaphana, 2978 nucleotides. RefSeq names its product tachykinin-like peptides receptor 99D. Gene Ontology annotation, biological process: G protein-coupled receptor signaling pathway. Gene Ontology annotation, cellular component: membrane. The record is from RefSeq and is a predicted model, not a curated record. Lineage: Eukaryota; Metazoa; Cnidaria; Anthozoa; Actiniaria; Aiptasiidae. The transcript is spliced from 3 exons. The coding region runs from base 217 to 1383 and encodes 388 amino acids. Gene Ontology annotation, molecular function: G protein-coupled receptor activity.
UUUCAUAUAUACUAUAWAUAGCUAUUUCAAAAAAGAUUGUCGAAUAAAAUGGCGAAUAUGGCAAUGGUCGAACCGCGAUUACACAACUGAAAGUAGCCAUGGGCUGCUAGUUGAAAGGAAAUAACAACUGAUUUAUAGUGUAAAAAAGCCUUUGGUGAACAUUGGCUCCAUUUAGUCUUCAUUUCUAAGUAAGGAUCACACAUCAAUGGCCCAAUAAUGUAUAGUUUAGGUGUUAAAGUCAGCCUAACUAUGAUCUACGUUAUCACAUUCUUUGUGGGUUUUAUCGGGAAUUCAAUUGGUAUGUAUGUCGUAUGUCGACGUACCUGUAUUACMAACGUUACAAACAUCUUCAUCGCUAAUAUGUCGCUAGCAGAUCUUAUCAUCACCAUCCUAGCCGUCCCUACUAGUGUUGUACAGCUAUACGUCCAGCAUCAAUGGAUUGGUGGCUUUUUUGGCACCUUCACCUGUAAAGUCACAUUCUUCUCUCUCUACAUGUCUUUAGCUGCGUCAGUCUUCACYAUUGUGUUAAUCUCAGUAGAGAGAUAUGCAGCCAUUUUCUACCCUCUUCGAGGUGACGAUGUCAAGAAACCUAAAAUCAUAACGGGUAUGAUAUGGUUGUUGUCCUUCGCCUUCGCCUCACCAAUGCUUAUCGUGCCCAAUGUGAACCAAAACCCGACCACAGGAGACUACAAUUGCAUCAUGCUGUUGCCUGGCGACCCGACUAAAACAUUCCAUGUGCUUAAGAUUUACUUCACUCUCUGUUUUGUCGUGAUGUACAUUGCGCCUCUUCUGUUCCUUGGAGUUGUUUACUCGAGAGUUUCGUACAAACUUUGCAUGCGGGCAUCACCUAACAGCACACCUGACAACCACAGCAAACGGGUUCGUAGCUCAAGACGCAAAGUUGUUAAGAUGUUGGUUGGAAUUGUCGUGGUUUUCAGCUUCUGUUGGUUACCUGCACAUAUUAUGCACUAUCUAAUCAUUUACCAAAGUAACGUUCUUGUUAAAGUACCUCCUAUCAUUAUAUUAUUGUCGUUUUGGUUGUGUCAAGCCAACAGCAGCAUUAAUCCUUGUUUAUAUAUUAUGCUGAACGAUAGAUUUCGACAUGACUUCGGUAGAGCCAUUUCCCACAUUAUUCGAAAAGUCAAAAGCGGUUUCUCUUUCUCUUUUGAAUCAUCGCCUUCAUGUUUCCGUCGACGAAAUUACAGGUCGAAUUCUUCGUCGAGUAAUUCAUAUCAGCGAAGGUUGUCGUUGAUGCUUCUUCUUCAAGCAGUUCGAGGAACGUUUAAUUCGCCGUCAGGGCGACCAACAGGAGAUACAAAGGUAACAAGAAAUAGCCUUUCUGCUCUCAAUCAUGGACGACCUUUUGCCGAGACAAGGUUUUAGCCUGUAAGUGAAUUAUGUCGGUGGCUUUAGGACGACUGCUGGCCGGAGCGUCGCUAUUAGCCUGAACAUUAUCACCUAAGUCAUCAGCAUCAUCAUGUCAAAGAUGACAGAAACUGUGAUAAAAAAUCAUGAUAAGUUAGUCUUACAAAUUAACUCUAAGUUUGUUAGGUGAGCAUGUCUCUAGGAAAUAAUCUUGGUUUAAUWUGGACUAACUUCGCACUUAUGACGUGUAUAAAGAGGUCACGUGAGCUCACCUUCAUAAAACGAAAAAUGAGUAGUUUCAUGAGUGACAAGUCUCACUCUUACACGACCCAUUUAGAUCAACUGAAUAAUACGUAGCUGUAGUGGAUUCAAAUGUCAGCUGUUAUUGAAAAGGUAUCUCAACAUGUCCAAAAUAAAAUUAAUGAAAAUCCGAAGUCAAUUUAUGAGUUAGAAACAAACUAGAACUCCAGAAUGACUUCCAGUGCAAGAUAGAUUGAGCAUCAAUGAUCGUUACUAUCAGUGGAAACCGUAUGCAUUCAAUACCUAUGCACACGAAGCCAGUGUUUUUCAUAAGUUUUCSCUGCGAGUCAGAGAUCGAUUCCAMUGAUUCAAACGUGAUGCUUUGCAUUGGCAGGAAACAUUAAAGGAUUGUUCCCUUUCCUCAGACCUUAAUGCUAUCAAAACAUUCUCCAUAAAACGUCAAAUCACUCCAAAUGUUCAUCAUGAUACGUUUCUUAGUUUAGCCAUUAAAGUGGAGAAGACAGUUAUGCAUCCUUUCUCAGCCGAUCUCAGCCRUGAACAGGAAGAGAGUUAUUGAGAAUUUUUAACAUUGCUCUUCGCACAUUCACUUGUACAGCGUUUCCAAAAUUGCAAAAAUCUAUACAUAAAUUUCCGGUGCAUUGUAUGUAAUUUUCGCYGAAAAAGUAGACUAAAACCMUAUUUGAAGUAGAAGUCGUAUUGUCUCCUCUCGCAGCCGUUGUGAGGCUCGUUCAUAAUUAUAGGUAUUCAUGAGAAGAAUAACGAAAAGGCAUCGGAGAAAAAUCGGUCAUCCCGAAUUAUACCAACGGAUACAUACUUGUAAGACAUUAAUAUAGUGAAUUGAGACUUAGUGUUCCGAUCCAUCAGUCACAAUGCAGGUGUUUACAUGUAAUUUYAUUCACGAUCAAUURAAAGYGGACGGGAUUGAAACUGCGGUUUUCCUUCAAAAGUUGUGAAAAUCCAAUGGUAAAUUGAGAACUGCAUUUCCCGUCAAAUGCUAACGGUCACUCCAUAAUAGUAGCAUUUCGAGAAAUCACACGUUAAUUUUAAUACUUUAAAAAGAAUAUUCAUCUGAGUUUCAUGUCUAUUAAAGGAUCAUGGAGUCAUGAAAACAUUCUAGCUCAAAAAUACUGGUGGUUGAUUGUUUAUGCUUGACUCCCGUGUGCUUUCUUAUUGUAUGUGUGUGUUUUUGAGUGUCCUUACACUACGUAUGCUUUCUUGGUGCAUGACUGUAUGUCAAUCAUUGGUCAAUAUCAACCAAUAACCAUGCGGCUACGCUUUUUGUGACGAAGGCCUUCUGGGAAGGCUUCGUCACUAUGUCAUCGGGUCUGAGUGAAAGAAAGAGUUGUAACCAU